Molecule: messenger RNA, 612 nt
Organism: Lactuca saligna
Lineage: Eukaryota; Viridiplantae; Streptophyta; Magnoliopsida; Asterales; Asteraceae
Source: the annotation of a GenBank genome assembly
AUGAAUCAUUCUAUCAACAUCAUCGAGUUGCAUCACUCCACCACCAUCAGUAGCAGACACAUGUUGCUUUGUCUAUAUGUGUUUGAUUUCAAGAGACAUUGCUUUGAUGUAAAGCUUUCGUCUCAGCUUGUUCAUCACCAUAAAUGCUUCCAUGUCGAGUUCAUCAUUAAGUUUUAUAUUUACCAUUAUGCAUCAUUUUCUUCUGAUAUCAAGGAUCUUAAUAAGUUAAAUAUAAUCUUUGAGCUAGGUUCGCAUUUUAAACCAUUUAAUCUGCUACUAGGGGCUUUUCCUACUGCAAGUGCACAUGCACUUCCAGAACAAUAUAGAAAAUUAGUGACAUAUCCAAACUCGUCAAUUGUUGAUUUUUAUCCAACAGAUUUUGAAGUAGACAUGAAUGGCCAGCGGUUUGCAUGGCAGGGAUUGGUUGCUGGACCAAGCUCCGAGACACACCCCGUUAUUCCAAAUGUGAAAUGGACUAGGAAUUCCUUUCCUAGAAACCAAUUCAAAAGAUCCCACCAAUGUGGAAUAGACUUUCAUGUCUAUUACUUCUUCAAUCAAAGUGGUGACUCAAACGGAGUCAUGUGUUCGGUUCCGCGUCUGACCCACUCCUAA